Messenger RNA from Dendroctonus ponderosae (mountain pine beetle), 1169 nucleotides. RefSeq names its product 28S ribosomal protein S35, mitochondrial (gene mRpS35). Gene Ontology annotation, biological process: mitochondrial translation. The transcript has 5 exons. Gene Ontology annotation, molecular function: structural constituent of ribosome. Gene Ontology annotation, cellular component: mitochondrial small ribosomal subunit. NCBI's taxonomy places the organism in Eukaryota, Metazoa, Arthropoda, Insecta, Coleoptera, Curculionidae. The coding region runs from base 113 to 1066 and encodes 317 amino acids. The record is from RefSeq and is a predicted model, not a curated record.
GACAGUAGCUGUGGAGUUAACCUGCCUGGGUGCCUGGCUUAACCUAAUUUCUCUGUCAACAACAGCUCUUCCGAGGCGAGGAUCUAAUAGCUGUUUCUAAAAGGGCCCCAGAAUGAUAAAUCUGAGCAAGCGGCUGCCUUUUAGGGGCAUUGAGAAGCAACUGACAGUAGCCUAUUCCUCUGCCCCCAAAGAGCAACAUGACGAGUUCAAGGCGCUGAAUUUGUACAAAGUUAAAGGAGCGGAAACACCCCGAAGGAUACCCAGGAAAACACCAGUUUUCGCCCCCAGGACGACUCAAAUGGCAGUGGAUCAGGACUGGGGCAGCGUGUGGCCCGGCCCCCGCUCCUUUCACCCGGCCUCUGUACCCCUACCGGUCAGGCAGGGCUUCACUGAGAAGGGGGCUCCGAUCCCCGACAAAUACGCCAAUGCUGAACUGAUGAAAAUCCCCAACUUCCUCCACUUAACGCCGCCAGUCAUUAAGCGGCAGUGUGAGGCUUUGAAGAAGUUCUGCACGCCGUGGCCUGCGGCCCUGGACAGUGCCGAGAAAAUUCAGCAGCAUUUCCCGCUGGAAAUCACCAGCAGCGACUACUGCCACAGCAGCCCCUCGAUUAGGGAUCCGAUGGCGAGAAUAGUUACGUUGCGGUUCAAAUUGAGCAGCCUCCAUUUGGAAAGCAGAGCAAAAGACAAGUUUCUAAGAUUGGUAGGGGACAAAUAUGUUAAAGACACUGAUACAGUCACAAUAGUUACUGAUCGAUGCCCUUUGAGGAAACAGAACCUGGACUAUGCGAUGUAUCUACUCACAGCUUUGUAUCAUGAAUCUAAGAAAGUGGAGCCGUGGGAAGAGCUGAAAUCUGAAGCCGACAUGGAAACCUAUAUAUGGGAGAACAAUGCAUCCAAACAAGCAGUUGAGAAAAUAUUUGGCGUCGCAGCCGAGCAAGUUCCGAACAUCAAACAGUACUCACAAGCGGUCACUGACUAUAUGAAUGAAGGUGAAAACGAUUACACCAUAUCAAAGUACGGCUUGAGCGUUAGAGAUCUUCUCAACCUACCCCAACCAAUCAGUUAAUUAGUUUUGGUAAGGUUCAUUUAGGACUGUCUUCUCAAACACGCCAAAUUUCCACAAUAUCUAGCGUUCUAUUGAUAAUAAACAAUAUGGCAUUUCUACUCUA